CCGAUGCAUAUAUGUGCCUAGUCGUACGUUGUAGCUGACUGACUAAAGCCUGUCAAUCUACUCAACCCCUUUUUGUGUCGGUUUGCGCCCAACUUACUGACUACGUCGUGUAUGACUAGUGUUUUGAAGGCUGUAUUAGCCAAAACACUUCAUCUCCUACCUUCCCCUUAGUCAUGUAGUGAAGUACAUACCGACUCACUCGCAUUAAACUUGGUACAUAGUGGUGUUAUGAAUUCUCUCUUCCAUUAGGCAUAAAAUGACUUGUCAGUAUCAUUACGGGUGUUUCCACAGAUCACCGAAUCCAUUGUAGCUCACAAGUUGAUGAUGUCUGUCUGUUCAAAGUAUUUUAACAUAAAAUUAUCCUUCUGAGUACCGUUAAUCUAUACACCUAAUUCUAAAUCAAGUGUGCUUUUUAAGUGGAAGACGCUUUCAAACUUAUGAUUUCAUGUUGUUAAACUUUCCAUUUGCCAAAACUAUUUUAGUUAUGUGCUUUAAGUCAAUUAGUGACUGAAAAAGAGACGCGAGACUUUAGAAUUGCCCAUAUAACGAGAUUAGACCUCACAAGUGACUUUCCUUAAUUGAACUCUUGAUCACGCAUUUCCGAGAACAGACUUUUUAAACAUUCUACGUAAUUAUUCGGGACGCCUAAGAAGACAUUGCUAGUAAACUAUAAUGUAUCUUCCAUUAUAGACGUCAUAAGUUCUAGAUACUCUACAAAAUCGCCGAAAUUCAACUAAGUGCAUACGUUGCUCUUUCCCAUAACUGAUUAGUAACUAGUAGUGUUCCUUACUCCACAGGUGACGUUAAGCAGUAACCAGUGGCGUAAAUAGUUAAGUCAUACGUAUUGUUCUGUACACUAAAAACGUUCAAGCCCCCAAAUGCCCUGGCACGGCCGAGAGUGGGGAGAGUCCACUCUCCCUCUCGAAAUGCUCUCACACGGCCACGCGUAUAUAGCCUCUGCCAGGGAAGUCCUACUCACUGCCUUCUCGUGGCGGGGGGUUGUUUACGAAAAUGGGAGGACGAAAAGCGAAUGUCUGGCGCUUUAACCGGAUUCCAAACCAAUGGUGCACAUGGGCUCCAGUAUCCUGCGGGAACAAAUGGCGUAUGAACCUAUUGUUGGUCACCGGCUUCCAUGGGACUGCAUCUCCUUACGAUGCUCCACUGCCUUGUGGAUCAGACCUUCAGGUCGAAGGCUCGGGGAGUGGCCCCCUAAGAAAACCACCUGCUUCGGUUUGGGCACACGGGCAGUAUCACAGCCCUCACACAUAUCGAGUGAGAUUUGUGUGGCGCAUAUGUAUUUGGUGCCUCUUUGUACCACUAUCUAUGUGUUGAAAUAAAUAAAUAGAUAAUAAGUGAUACAUUCUCUCAUUCAUCAAGGGCUGUGUGACUACGUAACUGUUCAUUAUGAAGUAUGGUUGUCAUACGCUGCGUCAAUCCAGGGAGUGUAGUUUAAGUUGUCAAUAAGUGGACUAUGAAUUAAUGUACUUGAAAUCACCCUCAAAACAUCUACAUUGAGCGGAGUCAGUGGUCUUCGAAAUAAAUAUGACCCACAAUUCACAAAAACAAUAUGCUCUGUAUAGUUUCUUUGGGGAAAUCAUAUUGUCUGCCUCGAUCUCUAGGGCAAAUAAACAGUUGGUCUUUACCAGACCCAUGCCAACAUAGUUGCAAUAAUCAUUUACAAUUAGCAAACUACUUCGACAUAAGUACUUUUUCGACUUUUUCCUAGAUGAAUUUAUUUAAACCGCUGAUUAUAAAACCAAACGUCAGUGGUUUGAUCAACAGUUUGUGUAGUAAAAUGCGGUUACUCUCCAUCCCACCAUUAAUACCGUCGGAGAUACUAUACCAGCGUGAAAUAACACCUACUAAGACACCAGCUCAUCAUCAUAAUUCAGAAAUCGAAAAGCUGUUAAAAAGCGAACUAUGUGAUUACCCCGCAUAUUCCUCACGGAAAAUUCGUCAUGGGUUUCAGGAUGCUAUCAUGAUUCGUGAUUACAAGCGCAGACAAGUUUCUGCUCAUUUCUGUAACUUACGCAUCAGGCUAAACGCUAUCAGGAAAAACACGAUUUUACCCCAGGAAAUCAAGGAUUUAGCAACGUCAUAUAUUUCAUCAUUACCACGUGAUAGCAAUUGGACGCGCAUUUUAAGCAGAUGUAUCGUUACUUCGAGGAGACGAGGGUGUAAAACACGUUGGAGAGUUUCACGUAUUGUAUGGAGAAAAUAUGCAGACUAUAACAGAAUGUCUGGAGUACUUUGGGCUCGCUGGGGAUCAAAUACUCGAAGUGUACGGAGACAUAUGUUAUGGCCACCUCCUAGAGAAACCCCUGUCUCUGAAUAUAUACAUCGAUACUACAAAAAUUUGGCUGAUGUAUAG
Messenger RNA from Schistosoma mattheei, 2371 nucleotides. NCBI's taxonomy places the organism in Eukaryota, Metazoa, Platyhelminthes, Trematoda, Strigeidida, Schistosomatidae. The record is from the annotation of a GenBank genome assembly.